Messenger RNA from Porites evermanni, 12388 nucleotides. NCBI's taxonomy places the organism in Eukaryota, Metazoa, Cnidaria, Anthozoa, Scleractinia, Poritidae. The record is from the annotation of a GenBank genome assembly.
AGUACAUAUAUUUAUGACGGCGAUGUGGAGAGGGUGACCAAAAAAGCCACUGGCUCCAGUGAGGGUGGAAUGGUGCAUGAAACAGUUGAAAGGUCAGUCUGAAUUGUGUGUAUAAUAUUCUAUGAUGCAGCAAUGCUGUAUACUCCCUAUCUUUAUUGAACUCAAUUUGGUAAAAAAAAAAAAAAUAAUUGGCUGAAAAAUCUCUCAGUCAACAGUUUGCUGGCAGCUUUUUACUGACAGUUUUUAGAGAGUGUACCAGUUAACAUUUCUAUGGUAUGAAACAAGAGUUCGACAAAUUAGAGACAAAUGGUGUUUAAAAUUGAAGAAAUUAGGAGGCAGUAACACAAGUUAUAGUUACAAAUAAAAACCUCAAUAAUCUGAUAUUUUGUUUAUACCUGUGAGAAAGAUAGUAUUUCAGCCAUUUUGUCAAAGAUCUGUUUCAGCCUGAUUCAUCUAAAGUUGACAAGUUCUCACUGUCUUUUUACAGACAUCUCUUCUUAUUUAAUCAUGUCUUACUGGUUGGCAUGGUAAGUUGAUUUAGUGUGCGGUAUCCAAUAUUUAAUUUUUUCUCUUCCCCUGAACUUUCUGACCUUGUUUGAAAUAAUAAAGUACAAUAAAUAAAUUAAUUUUCCAUUAUUUAUGAUUGUUCCAUUAAUUGUUUUCCAGGCAUCGGAGAAUCUUAUAACAGGAAAGAAAACAUAUAAACUCAAGCACAACAUUCCUCUUGCACAAGCAUGGGUUACACCACCCAGUGCAUAUUACACUAGCCCACCAGAAAAUAGUAAGUUGUAAUGGAUAUUAAUGUCCCUUAAUACUAAUAAAAACCCCCAUUCUUGGGGACCCAGGGGCAGUCAGUCGGGCUGGCAGACAAAGUGCAACAAAAGUUUUUAAGCACGGGCGGAAGAGCCCCUGGGGACCGACUCUCACUUGACCAUUUCCAAACAGUCAAGUGAAUGCUGGCUCCAGAUUGGGCACAAAAAAUGCUUGGUAUUAUUGUGCCCAAUCGAGGAUGAAAAAACCCCUGCCCUGGAAUUGUGUAUUUCAAAGAUCAAGAAGAAUAAUUUUUAAUCGAUUUGCUUCCCCUGAAGAACGUUGAAAUCAGAACGUUCCUUGCCAAAUUUGUUGAGCUUGAGUUUUCCCACUCGUGGUUUAGGAUGGCUUGUUAACCAGCGAAAUCCUUCGGGAUACUGGCAAGUCACGAAAGGCGACCUAAGCCAAAUUAUUUCUUUCCUUCAUGAUUCUUUUUUGUUUAGGUCUAGCUUUUUCAUAAGGUUUUAGUAGCGUCUGGAUGCGGGCCGUGAUUUCUGAUAGAUUUUUUCUAUUCGGAGUUCCUGGGAGUUCGCCAGUUUUUGCCGAGCACAGCUAGAGUUCAGUUUUUUUUCUUUUCUUAUUGAAAACACCUUGACGAUGGGAGGUUAAAUAGCGUAAAUUUCAACUCGUACCCUUGACGACUGGCGUUGAAAUCACGAAAAUAUUGUCCUCGUCGAUUGACGACCUGCUUUCGGCAUGGGUUGGACUUCUGGAUGGGACACGGAUCUGGACAUGAGUAAACUUAUUAUACCUUGGAAUCAGGGAUAAUCAUUGGAAUUGUGUUAACUUUGAGACCUUGGAAACACAUUGCAAUUACUUUUUUAACCGUAUNAUUACACUAGCCCACCAGAAAAUAGUAAGUUGUAAUGGAUAUUAAUGUCCCUUAAUACUAAUAAAAACCCCCAUUCUUGGGGACCCAGGGGCAGUCAGUCGGGCUGGCAGACAAAGUGCAACAAAAGUUUUUAAGCACGGGCGGAAGAGCCCCUGGGGACCGACUCUCACUUGACCAUUUCCAAACAGUCAAGUGAAUGCUGGCUCCAGAUUGGGCACAAAAAAUGCUUGGUAUUAUUGUGCCCAAUCGAGGAUGAAAAAACCCCUGCCCUGGAAUUGUGUAUUUCAAAGAUCAAGAAGAAUAAUUUUUAAUCGAUUUGCUUCCCCUGAAGAACGUUGAAAUCAGAACGUUCCUUGCCAAAUUUGUUGAGCUUGAGUUUUCCCACUCGUGGUUUAGGAUGGCUUGUUAACCAGCGAAAUCCUUCGGGAUACUGGCAAGUCACGAAAGGCGACCUAAGCCAAAUUAUUUCUUUCCUUCAUGAUUCUUUUUUGUUUAGGUCUAGCUUUUUCAUAAGGUUUUAGUAGCGUCUGGAUGCGGGCCGUGAUUUCUGAUAGAUUUUUUCUAUUCGGAGUUCCUGGGAGUUCGCCAGUUUUUGCCGAGCACAGCUAGAGUUCAGUUUUUUUUCUUUUCUUAUUGAAAACACCUUGACGAUGGGAGGUUAAAUAGCGUAAAUUUCAACUCGUACCCUUGACGACUGGCGUUGAAAUCACGAAAAUAUUGUCCUCGUCGAUUGACGACCUGCUUUCGGCAUGGGUUGGACUUCUGGAUGGGACACGGAUCUGGACAUGAGUAAACUUAUUAUACCUUGGAAUCAGGGAUAAUCAUUGGAAUUGUGUUAACUUUGAGACCUUGGAAACACAUUGCAAUUACUUUUUUAACCGUAUCAAGAGUGUCUUGGAAAAUUAAACUUUCAUCUUGUAUUAAAACAUUGGAACUUUAUCGAACUUUGUAACCCUGGGUUCGACCCUGGAUAAAGCAAGCGGAUGUUUUGUUUUGUUUUGUUCCAUUAACCUAGAUAGAACGCCGUUAUGCUUCCAUAGACCAACGCGUCCCACGGAAAUGACUUUAGGCAUCUUGUUAAACUUACUUCUGCUUUGAUGUCCAACUUGUUGAUUGUUAUUACAUUACAGUGUUUAUUCUUGGAACACCAACUCAAAUCUACAAAUUCUUAGCACCUUCGGACAGAGAAAAAACAACAUGGGUUAAAAAACUUAAAACAUACAUUGAGAAAGAAAAGCAAGCAUUUGUUGAGGUAAGACAUUUGAUGCAAAUAUCACUGGUGAUAACAUUCUGUGUUAACGUCUUCCUACUUAUGAAAAUAUUUAAUGAUAUUCAUUUGUAAACUCUUAUUUUGAACUCAUGAAGAACUUAUGAGGAGAAAAAAAGAAGAUAUCAUUACUGUGAGGGAGGUUUAAAUUGCAGAAUGUAAUUAUCUUAAAAUUUUAUAAAAUUAUUAUAUUAUGAUAUUAUAUUACAAUCUUCAAGAAUCAUUUUUAGUCAAGUAGUUAUUAAUAUGAAAUAAUCGACUUAGUGGUGGUCUGAUAUUAUGCAUUAAUGUACACCUCUUAAUACCUUGAUUCUCUUCUAAUAUCUUCUAUAAGCAGACACUUUGUCAUGUUGUCCCAUUGACAUACAAAUGCUGUAUUUUUAACCGCCCUUUGGCUGAUACCUUUUGCAAGGGAUUGUUGAAGUAAGCAUAGCUUGAAUAAGAAAGGGUACUGAACAUUAAAAUAAUAUUAAUUACUUUAUUUGCCGCUUGCAGUUUUUUCAAGGGUUACCAGUUCCAGAUGAGCAGUUCUUGGCAGUUUCAAUACAAUCUAAAAUUGAUUAUCACAAGACAGUUGACCUAGGUAUAUUUUAUGUUGAAAUUCAAUAUUAUUAUUGUUAACCAUACAAUCAUACAGCAUAUUGGUACUGAUAUUAAUAUUAAAAUAUCCUACGGAACAAAAUAUCUUCCUCAAAGGAAAACAAUUAACCAAAUUGAAGUUUUUAAAGUAGUCAGACUACACUACUACAUGUUAUGUAAGUACUUUAAGUGAUGCAAGUAGUUACAGACAGUCAGCCAUUCAGUAAAUCAGUCAGUUAGUCAGUUGGUCAGUCACUGAGUCUAUCAGAUCAAUCAGUGAGUUAAUCAGUCACUUAUUUAGUCAGCUAGACAAUCAGUCAGGCAGGCAACCAGUCACUCAGAUGGUUUGUCAGUUAAUCAUUUAGCCAGUUAAUUAGUCAGUCAGUCACUUGCCCAAUCAGUCAUUUAGUUGGUUUAAGUCAGUCAUCAGUCAAUCAGUUUUUCAGUCAGCCAGUCGGUCAGUCAGUCAGUCACUCAUUCAGUCAAUCAUUCAGUCAGUCAGCCAAAAUCAGUCAGUUAGCCAGACAGUCUAUCAGAAAGUCAGUAAGUCAAUGAGCCAGCAGUCAGUGUUGGAGUACUCAGACAGUCAAUUGGUCUUGCACAGUCAGUCACUCAGUAACUCAAAGUUUAUCCAUUUCAAGUACUUAAAAAUAAUAUUAUCACCUUUUCAAUUUAGAAUUGAACCUGAGACAAGGUGAAGAAGUUCUUAUCAUUGGGAUCAAAUCUGGGGGUUUGUGGCUGCCAGUAAGUAAAAUUGUACUUUUAAAAGUGUUGCUGCCUUGGUUGUCCACCGUAAAAAUCACUGACAGCUACAAUGAGGGACAAAAGUGUUGAGACACUUCCGUAAAAUGGCCCCUUUUUGAAUAGUGGACUUACCUAUCCCCUUCCCCUGUCUACCUCCACCCCUCGCCCCCAAAAUCAAUGUUGUAUUUUGGACCCUCAAGUCUUUCUUUUACUUCAGACAACAUUGAUUCAGGGGGUGAGGGGAUUUAUGGCGUUUAAAAGGAAUGAAAUAAUAAAUGAAGUAAAUGUUUGAUAAAAGCAACUGUUCUAAACAAGUGUGUCAACUACUUUUGUCCCUGAUUGUCUGAAAUAUGUAUCUAUGUUUUCCGGCUAGAUUUUUGACGCUGCUGAAUUGUUGUGCCAUGACGUUACUCUAUGGGCCAAAUUGUUUGUUUACAGACAACCAUUUGUAAAUUUUCGUCCUGAUUUGUAGUACACGUACAGUAAAAUGUACUACGCGUAUGUCAUUACUUAAUCUUGUACUCCCGCGCGCGUUCCUGAUACCCUGUCGGGUCGAGAGGAAAUCAUUUGUGUUGUGAUCACUGCCGUUGCUGCGGAUGUAAUGUUUUCACAAGUAUUAACACUAGUGGAAAAACGAUGGAAACACCAAGGUACAAUGAAAAUUGUUCUUGUGUGCAUGAAUAGUCAACUUAAGAUAAUGAAAUACGGCAGAGUAACGGAGCGGACAUGCAUUAUUUUCGACACUGACUUGUGCAAUUGGUGAAAGGACGUGAACAAUAUACAGGAUAUGAACCUCACAAAUGAUGGGCCAGCCGUUUCUGCUAUGCCCUAUAAAUGUUUUUCUUUUUUUUUAGACCUUUUCAAACCUAACAGAUCCAAACCUUUAGCGUAGGUAGGCGUAGAACAGGUUAGGAAUGUACUUUUGUGAUGAUUUUAGAUGACCGCCUGCCAUUUAUUCAGUGGCAUGAUUUUUUAUUGAUGUUGGAUGGACAACUAGUUCAUUUCCCAGCUCCUAAAUCACAUAAUGCUAAAGAAAUUGUUUUCAAGAUAGACAGACCAGUUCGUAUCUCGCCUAAAAAACAAUUACUGUGGCCCAGAAGUUCACUUGAUGACAAGGAGAGCGGGAGUGGCACGUGAUCGAUGACGGCCGUGAGCUGGAAAAUUUUCCGUUUUCAUGCCCUAAUUCCUCAUAAAAGGCAAAAGAAGAUCUCGCUAUGUAGAAAGUGCUUUGCAAUACUUAUUCUUGGCGAGCAACAUUGCAGCGAUGUGGUGCAAAUAAGGAGUUUUAACGGUUAACCACGAGAAAACAUAUCGACAUUAAGAGGUCAUAACAGACUAAUGUUACUUUCCGUUUGCCGAAACGUGGUUAACCGUUGUAACACGAAGGAAGCAGUGUUUUCCUCAGUUUGAGCUGUUGUUUCUUUGAGAGUCAGAUACCAGUUCACGUUUUAAAGCUCUGCUUUCAUUUUUCCUGCCGACAAUAGAGAAAAACAGAGGGUUUCGCUUGAGAAAUGCAGUCCAAAUACUCAGACAUAUGCGCUGAUGUCACGCUAUUUGCGUUGCGUUAUCAUGUCACAGAGGGUGUCACCGGGUGGGAUUGAAAGUAAUUGUUUUCGCGUACACUUGUAAUAUUUGUUACGCUAUCCUUAGUUUUUUAUUAAAUUGGCCAUGAAUUUACCUUCACUUUUCCGUAGUUCCGAUAUUGAACGCAGUGAUGGCCGAUCCUCACUAACGCUCCAUAUUUCCGUGGCCGGCCAGUGACUAUCCCCAAUACGUGUCAAUCCUUACGCUACCCCUGAUUGUUUGCGUCUUAUCAAUCGGAUAAAGUAAAGAAAGAGGAAUAUUCACUUUAUUAAAAAUAUUUUCAGUACGCAUACUCUUGAAAUUCACCAAAAGUUGUACAUGUGCGCGAGUUUCAGCCUCAGUUUUUAGCUUGUAAACUAUAUCGCCGUUAAUUCUGGAUACCGCAGCCCUUUUAUUACGUCAUCACGUAAUUCGAAUUGGCCCUAUAUUUCGGUCGUGAAGAAGUCAAUGUCAACCCCACCACCAAUAACAUAAUUAUGUCAUUGAUUGCUUUAAUUUCAGUUAAAAUCAUUGUCAUACAGAGCUCAACUUGUGUGCAGUAGUACAAUUUUGCAUUCAGACAAUGAGGGACAAAAGUGUUGAGACACUUCCGUAAAAUGGCCCCUUUUUGAAUACUGGACUUACCUAUCCCCUUCCCCUGUCUACCUCCACCCCUCGCCCCCAAAAUCAAUGUUGUAUUUUGGACCCUCAACUCUUUCUUUUACUUCAGACAACAUUGAUUCAGGGGGUGAGGGGAUUUAUGGCGUUUAAAAGGAAUGAAAUAAUAAAUGAAGUAAAUGUUUGAUAAAAGCACCCGUUCUAAACAAGUGUGUCAACUACUUUUGUCCCUGAUUGUAGCUUGGAUUUAAGGCAUAUUUGCCUCUCAGUGUUGUCAACUGUUGCUGAGAUAUGAUUGUUCAAAGACAUAUAAAAUUAUAAUAUGCACUGCCCUUUCUGUUUUGGCUCUAAAGUCACUUAUAUUGUUAUGCCUGUCUUUAUCGGGCAGAAACAAUCUUGUUGGACAUUAUUACUUUGCACACAACUAAUAAAAUACACCCCCCAAAAUGCUGAAAGUUUAAAAAAUACCCUAAGCACUCAUUCAGCCUCCAGAUUUUUUUUACUAGGGUGCUUAAUAAAUGAUUCAAAGGUGUGUUAAUAAUUAAAAAUAAUAUGAUUAUUUUGUAGGGGUUAUAUGCUGUGAAUGUUUGUGAAAUUGAGUUGGCAUGGUAGGUUAUUUGCUUGAUUGUUUGUAUAAAAGCAUGUCAAUGUGUUAUUUCUGGAUGGUUAAUUAUUACACUGAUCAAUAAAAUAAUGAUUAGUUUUUUGUCUUUCAUGUAAAUAGUUUAAGUUUAUACCCUGUUUUUGACCUUAAAGUAUUCCAUUCAAAACAGACAUAGACUAUGAGUAGUCCCCAUUUUUCCUCAGGGAUAGAAGAGCGAGUGAAACGCGAUCACGUGUGAAAAUCACCCCACGUGAGAAAAGGCUACACGUGUCACCUUUUCUCGCGUGGGGUGAUUUUCACGCGCUCUCGCAUUACGCUCACUCUACUAUCCCUGAGGAAAAAUGGGGACUACUCAUCGUCUAAAACAGACAUAUCUGUGUAAUCUUUCUACAGGUGGCCUGGACUCCACAAAGGCAGAUUUGGGUGGUUUCCAGGUAAGAAAAUGAAUUCAGCAACUGAAUAAUGAUGACAUAUUAAUUUAGUUUUGAAAUGAGAUGAUUUCUGCAAGUUAUAGCUAUCGUCAACAACCUGGCAGCUAUAUUAGGAUAACUCACUGUCAGGUGAUAUUGUUGAUAUCUUUUCCUACAGCUCAAUGUGUAACUGGGUCUGAUGUCACAAGUAUCACUUCCACAAACGAGGUGAGUGCAUGGUGUUAACUGUAUAUAAUUAUACAUAAUAACAACUGGAAAGUUGUUAUUAUCGAGAGAUCUAACUUUAACUAACAACUUUACUAAUGAUAUUAAUAAUAACUUUAAACAAUGAUAAUAAUAAUAAGUAAUAAUAAUAAUAAUCCAUCAUUAUUUUCCUUUUUAACACAGUUUACUGUAGUUUAAAUCUUUGUCUUUUGAUGUUUUUAGUUUCAUCCUAUUCCUGUGGCUGUUGCGCUGAAUGUUAUAAAAAGAACUAUGAUGAAAUGGGUAGGUGAAAUUAUUGAUGGAUUAGCUGAGUUAAAUGGUUAUUGUUGUCAUGAGGAUGAUUUUCACUUGAAUUUUGCAUCUUCAAGCCUUUCUGGACAACUUAUCCAUCCCUGGAACAAUCAGUCUUUUAAGGAAAAGAUUGACACAAUAAUGGUAACACAGUGAAACCUCUAUUAAGCGGACACCCCCUAUGAAACAGACACUAAGCCGGGUCCUGAAAUUAAUGUCUUAUAUUCCCUUUAUAAUGAACCCCUAUUCAGCAGACACUUGUAUUAAGCGGACACGGACACUAAAAUAAAUUGUAUUUGGCUAAUUUCUAUUAUUAAAAACCUCUGUUAAGCGGACACCAGACUGAAUUGACAUAGUAGUUUUGCAUUAUGUCCUUUAAAUAUGUAUACAGUAGUCGAUUAAUAAGGAUAAAUCGAUACAUUUAGCUGUCAAUAAACUGUAGAUUAGACCAAUAUCUGGCCGUAUGAUUGUCAUCUGCAAUCAAAGUUCACCUAAAAUUCUUGCACAAAGUACAGCACAGCUUCCUUACCUUCCUUAACAACAUGGAACUUUAUCACAGUACAGAGUAACUGUUGAAUUUACAAACCUCUAUUAAGCGGACACCCUCUGUUAAGCAGACACUUUGGAAGGUCCUGAAGGUGUCCGCUUAUAGAGUUUUCACUGUAUCAUAAUAGAAAUGAAACAUUGAUAGAAUAAACUAAUCCAUGAAAUGCUGCUUUAUCAACCUUGUACCCAGUACCUCCUCUUCCCAUCUGCUUAAUCUGUUGCUUCAGGGAGCUCCAGGGGAUGGAAAGAAGUAAAAGUACUCUAGAAAUAUUUAGUGCUUUAAGUUAUUACCUGCAGAAUGCUGUCUGUAUAUAUUGAUGAACAAAUAUUAAAAAGUGAUUAUUUUUCUUUUUGACAGACCAGCAGCAGUGCUGCCAUUCCAAUUUUUGAGGAUCCAAUGACAUUAAAGGUUUUUAAACCAGACAAAACAUUCAAGGUGAGAAAUGUCUUUGAUUUUAUGAGUCACUGUCUUGCUCCAAGUUACUUUUAUAUUUUAUUAAUUUAAUUUUCACUCGAGUUUAUGCCAGCAAUUCUUUGUAUACCUGAUUCAUUUUUGCAGGAGGGUAAACAAAGUUUUUACUUAAUGUUUUACUUUCCUUUAGCUUGACUUUUGUUAUGUAUAGUGCAAGUGGUACUGUCAUACAAAUUAUUAUUUUCAUAAAUAUUUAAGUCUUCUCAAUAUUUUUUCUGUUUGCAGACUUGUAAAGUACAUACUGACUGUUUGGUUUCAGGUGUUUUGCAGUAAGUGUAGCUGUCAUUAUUUGACCAGAAACAAAAGUUCCAAUAAUAUUAUCAGAUGAAAUGAAUUAUUCUACAAUAUUUUGUUUUCUUUGUUUAUGGUAUUUCCAUGGCUCUUAAAUUUUUAGAAAACUCUGGUAUGUAACAGUGCUGUGACUGUUACUUGACCAAAGGCAAAUUACAUUCAAGCCGGUAUAAGGACUAAAUGUUUGCAAUUAUAAAGACUGGACUAGUAAAUUUCAUGUAUUGAACAAGUACUUGACAUUAUAUGCUGUUGAUCCUAGUAAUGAAUUGUGAAAGCUGCAAAACAUUUAAGUGAAUAUUACUAAAAAUGUUUCAUUGCUUCAUUGUAAUAAGGACUGUGAUUAUUUGAUGAAUAUAGAAGUAUAGUCAAACCCUAUCAGUGUCCACCUCUCCGCCCGGGUUACUUUUUUCAUCCUGGCUGACAGUCCAUACAUUCACUUACACUUUGCUUUAUUGUUAAAUGCCUUCUUUUGUUUUUAUUGUACAGCCAAUACACAAGGCACAAGAGUUUUGUUGGGGGAAAUAUUGAUGUAGCAGUGUUAGAAUUGUGGGAAGAAUCAUUGGAUGGUUCAGGUAAGAGCGCCAUCUGUCUUGGCUGUUCAAAAUGAUGAUGUGGAAGAUGUGCUCCUUGAGGCAGAAAGGGAGCACCCACCCAUGAUGACAUGCAGCUUCGUUUUCACCUAAGCCCCUGAGCUCCCAGGGUCAAUGUCACCUUGUGACUUACGCCAAGGUGAUCCCAUUAACAAGGUAGUAGUUGACAUCAACAGAUUGGGAGUUACAUUUACUUUUUUUCCAUCGCUGUUGAUGGGAAUAAUUUUUAAUGUUGUGGUAGUCUUGUGACAUGGAAGAAUGUGUCAUGAAGCCUUUUGCCACUCACCCUUUCAAUAUUAACAGUGUCAGAAAAAUUAAUUCCAUGCUCUGGUACCUAGAAUCUACAAGAGACUAGUCUAAGGAGCUGUGAGUGAAUUGUGAAAAGUGCUUAAUGAAGAUGAGCGAAAGCUUAUUCAUUUAUGCCAGGGCUUCCUUUAACAGCAAAAGACUUUCACUGAUAGUAAAAGUCUUUCUUGUACCCAAACCUUGCUUCAAUCAGUCUUUGACCCCCUUCUCGAGAGUUUUUUUAUCCAGCUGACCACGCUCUGACAAGCAAAUUGUUGCGGGACAGGUAUAAGGUUGUGGAUAGGGCAAAAGGGAUUACAGAUAUCUUAAAUCUGCCAUCAUUGCCAUGCAAAGCACACCUCACCCCUCCCAAAAUAGCUCCUUUUAAAUGCAGUAAAAACCUGCGACUAAGAACCUGGUUUUUAAGAACCUAAGGCUAAAACUUGCCAGUUAAACCGCCUCUAUAUAAGAACCUGUUUAGCCUAAAAUUUGAAACAGGUUCUUAUUUUCUAAAAUCUAUAAAAACAAAAAUUCUGUACAGUUAAGCAUAUACGACAAGUCAAAAUUCAGGAUCCUCUUUGGAGACGUAGGUGCCUUAUUACUCCAACUGCAGUUGUAAUGGUAUACUGGUUUUACCCAAGGAAUGAGCUGAAUACCGCUAAAAUAAUACUGUUAGCUACAAUGUAUUUUUUUCUUUCAGAAAAUUAGAACCUAUUUAAGAACCUAAAUAGCCUAAAUUUAUGCUAAUUAUCAUUUAUGUAAAAACCUGUCUAGGCUAACUUGGGAAAAUGGAGGUUCUUAGUUGUAGGUUAUUACUGUAUUGCAGCAAGUAUUGUGUAGUUUUUGUUUCCUUUGACAUCCAAGUUGAUUAUUCAUUCUACCAGUUACCUAUUAAUAUUAAUAUUCCAGUGUGUGACAAACGCAGACUGCAGACUGCAGACUGGCAGGUAAACGAGCAAACACUGUUGUGAGAUGAUUUAACAGAUUCCCUAUCCCUAAACUUUAUGGGCCAGUUAUUUAAACGGAAUUUAGCCAUUGUUUAACAAAACCGUGUUCUAAGUCAUUUUCACUUUGCCCAGUGCUUUUAUCUAAACACCAUUUAUCGUUUACAGUUUUGUUAAAGCAUAUAGAGUAGACAAGAAAAGCAUUUAUCUUCUUAAAUUGACCCACUAAGGGAGAGAUCUGGAGGUCCAACACCGGUGUAAGAUAGACUUUGUUUAAAUAACCGAUCUUAAGUCUUCUUAAAGGCUUGUUUUAAGGAUAGGAAAUCAGUUAGAGCAUUCCACAACAAUGUUUACCUUGUUUGCCUGCCAGUCUACAAGUUUGCAGUCUGCGUUUGUCACACACCGCUAAUAUUCUUAUCUUUAAUAUUCAGUACGAAGAUGCCUGGACCCUGACGAAAAGCUGGUGGAUAUUUUUACAAUGUGGGGAAAGUAUCAGGUAAACAUAAUUUGUUUCCACACCAUUAUUCACUAAUUUGAUGGUUUGUUGUGUAUUUACCACACACUGAAAUAACACCUAAUUAACAGUAAUUUUUGUGAGAGCAUUGUACUGAUGGCUUGAAAACACAGAGCCCUAAAUUUGUUCGGGCCUCACUUCAAAGUCGCUUAAAAUUCUUUCAUAACUGCAUGGGCAUUUCUUCAUAUAAAGGUCGAUGAAUGAUAUUUAAUGUGAUUAAGGGUUCUAGCUGUGAAACAUGGGCAGGAAUUUAGGGCUUUCCUGGCUAUUUAUUAUUUGUUGGGCCAUGAAGGCCAGAAAAUCCUGUUGUUGUUAUUUUCAAGUCUGGAAAGCCAUGCUAUUGUGUCUGUGGUUACUGCAAUAACCUGGCCUUGACCAUCCUUUUCCUGAUGCAAGGGCAGUGCAGCUAUAGUAAUUUUAUUUGAUUGGAAUUAAAAGAUUUACUAAAUAUUAAAUGCUCAUGUACAAGUUGCACUAUACCUCUAAAUAAAAGAAAGAAAACAGACCCACAGUUAUUAUUGUUGAAACACUUGGCCAUCAUUACAUGUAUCUACCGACCAGAAAAAAGCUUAAGUAAUUUACUUGCCGUCAUAGCACAAACAAGCACAAAGAUGUCAAUACUGUGAGCACCAGUAAGUGGAAACUCUGAAGCCAAUCCACUUUCGCUUAAUUAUUUUCCUUUUUAGGACAAGAUGAAGCUUGUUAUUCACAGUUCAAAAGAAGGACAAAAAACCCUGACUAAGAAGAGCAAGAAGGAUUCUAAGGACGAACCACCAACAGGAGAUCUUAUCACCUUUGAUUAG